Xiphophorus maculatus (southern platyfish) is the source of this 3316-nucleotide messenger RNA. RefSeq names its product ankyrin repeat and SOCS box protein 15 (gene asb15b). Bases 239 to 2071 code for a protein of 610 amino acids. Gene Ontology annotation, cellular component: cytoplasm. NCBI's taxonomy places the organism in Eukaryota, Metazoa, Chordata, Actinopteri, Cyprinodontiformes, Poeciliidae. Gene Ontology annotation, molecular function: protein binding. The record is from RefSeq and is a predicted model, not a curated record. Gene Ontology annotation, biological process: intracellular signal transduction. The transcript is spliced from 13 exons.
UGCACAAACUUGUCAUGUGGGUUUCAUCCACAUGUCAGCGAAAUGAUUCGAUUUGAACGUCGGCAGCUUCAGCUGCUGGAGAAGUGAAAGAAACGACAGACGGCACACUCUGAGCUUAGUCAUGACGGUUAAAGUAGGCCACUUCUAAUAAUAACACAGACCACCGAGGACCCUGCAAAACAAAAACAUGGAGGCAACACGCUAGAGAAACCAACGACACGUACUCACACCAACAGAAAUGGAGGACCUUGAGGAGGAAGGCGUUAAUGAAGAGCUGAUUGAGUUUGCCAUUCUGGAGAGCAUUCAAGAUGCCUUCAGGCUGCGGUGUUCAGCGCCAGCACACUGGAAACAGCCAAACAGUGAAAACUUUAUGAAGAUAAUGACGGCGAUAGAUGGAGGUGAUGUAGCUGCACUGCAGGUGCUGUCGUGCUGCGCGUCUGCCUUCGGAGAGAGCGACAGCAGGGGCUGGCUUCCUCUGCAUGCAGCAGCUGCUCUGCCAAAGACAGAAAUGCUGCAUGUGGUGCUGCAGGUGAUGGCAUCCAUGGACGCGACACUAGAGGAGCAGACGAAGGACGGGGACACGGCGUUGACGCUGGCAGCAGAAGCUAACCAAGUGGAAAACAUCAAGCUGCUGCUGCGGCACGGAGCCUCGCCGCACAACACAAACAGCAGGAAUGAAUCUCCUCUGCUCCUCGCAGUGAGACAGAGUUCAUAUGACGGCGUUCAUUCCCUCAUCCUGGGCGGGGCCUUCGUGGAGCAGGUGUGUCUCACGAAGUGGACAGCGACUCAUGAAGCUGCAAAGGUGGGAUGUCCAGCUAUUCUGAUGCUGCUGCUUCGCCACGGAGCCCAGGUCACCGUCAGAGACGGUCAUGGUGUGACCGCUAUGGGAAUUGCAGCGGAGCACGGCCGGACUGAAGCCCUAGAAAUACUUAUACAGCACGGGGGAGAUGUGAACGCCCGGGCCAGCAAUGGGGACACGGUCGUGUAUGACGCGUCCGGGUCGGGGAACCUGGACUGUGUCAAGCUCCUUCUGCAGCACGGAGCCAACCCAAACGUGGCCAGCUACGCCUGUCAGCUGCCCAUCCACAGGGCUGCGUAUGAAGGACACACGCUAGUCCUAAGAACUCUGAUCCCUGUCACCACAAAGAGAGCGAUCCGUCUCUCAGGCCAGAGCCCGGUCCACUCUGCUGCUGAUGGGGGUCAGACUGAAUGUCUCGAGCUCCUCAUCCAGAAUGGUUUUGACAUCAACACACAGCUAGAUAAACACAUCUCCGAGAACUAUGGCGACCUGAGGAAGACUCCUCUGUACUUUGCCGUCUCCAACGGCGACGUGACCGGUGCUGAGAUCUUGCUGAAAGCUGGAGCAAGAACAGACCUGGACCCUCUACGAUGCAUCUUGGUAGCUGUUCGGGCAGAGAGGUAUGAGUUGGUGAAGCUGCUGCUGUCCUACGGAGCCGAGGUGAACUGUUAUUUCAGAGUGAUCAACAACACUGCGUUCCCCACUGCCCUCUACUACUGCCUCAGAGACCACGACAUGCUGCGAUUGCUGCUCAACAGCGGCUAUCAGGCUCACAAGCGCGUACCUUCAAAACUCAAUUUAAACCUAAUUUUGAACGACAAUAUUUACAUUUUAAAAUAUUUUGCUUCCUGUAGAUGCUUUCGGUGCUUCCACAAUAAGAGCGAAGACUUGGACAGUACCUGGACUGACCUCCACAACCAGGCCUACAAGAUUUACUGUCAGCCUAAUGUCAUUCCAUUCUGCGAGUUCGUGUCCGUGUCGUGGCUCGCCCAUCUGGCAGGCAGCGUCGUAAGGAUUCUUCUCGACUACGUCAGCCACAUCAGCAUCUGUACCAAACUGAAGCGCAUCCUGGAGAGGACUCCUGAGUGGGAGGAGAUUUCCGCCGUACUGGGAGAACCUCGCCCCCUGCAGCACUUGUGCCGACUCGUGAUCAGGGGCAGAAUGAACAUCAGGAUGCUGAACGACCCGGAGGCCAUGGACGCUGCUCCUUUUCCUCCCAGACUGAUCGGCUACCUGACCUACAGGGCGGACGGCCCGUACGGCAGACUCUAGUGGCAACAAGAUUCGAUUUGCAGUGACUAGCUAGGAAUUUUGUAAAUGUGUGCAUUUUGUGCAGUUUUCUUCUUUUUUUUUUUCUUUUCAAAACUCCACAGUUUUUACCUAAAUCUACGCGUUCCUGUAUUUAUACUGUUUAUAACAUUGUUGUAAAAGUUGCAAAAGUAGAACCAGAACAGAGGGAAAAUGCAUGCAUGAGAAAUAAAAUAAGCGAUAUCUGGUAAAUCUGCAAAUCAGUAAUCAAGUGACUGCAAAGCUAUUAGCCAGACAAUAUAGUGAAGCAGAUGAAACAAACUGCAGAAAAGGGCAACGGAAAUUAAGACAAAUCUGCAGAGGUAAAUCGGGAGAUAGAAAACAGCUGUGGGAAAGAGGAAACUGGAAAACCGAGGGAAUGUGAAUAAGCACUGGGACUGAUGGAAGCUACAAACAAAGGAAUAACAUCCAUUAGGAGAAUCAGAACGUUUUGGUUGCAUGUAUUUCCAAACAAUAACUUAGCUAAUUACUGUUUUAAUCUAGAGGUACUCAAACAAUAAGAGAAAAAAUCUUGGCUUGGAUAAACAUGAUGCGUUAGCCAGAAAUACUACUGGAUGCUCCGGAUGCUUCGCCCGUCUUAACCCUCCAGUUCUCAGGUUUCCUGCACAGAGGUUCUACCUGCAAACCUGAAGAGGAAUCCAGAACCAGCUCGUUCCAGUGGUUCACAAGAACCUUAGAAAUGGUUUUGUAAACGUUUAACAAAUGUCAGAAACUUAGCUCCUCGCCUCUUGUUGAAUUUUUCUAGACCAGGUGAUUAAUGCUCUGCUUUCUGAUAUCUUUUAACCUGUUUCAUGUUGCCAAACAGAUUAUACUUAGAUUAUUAUUUUUUUCUUUUCUCGUUUGACUAGUGAGACUGAACCAGAAAAUUUGACUGAUCACAGUUGACUCAUGAUUGAACAAGCAAAGUAUUUAGUUUUUCAAAUAGGAUCUGGUUGGUUUGGUUAGUUUGUCUGAAACCAUGAUUUAAUAUUAAUUUUUUUUAAAUCUUUGAAAUAAGAAAAUGUGUUCAAUUAUCCGAAACGUGACAAAAAAGCUAAACCAAAAGAAAUCUGUAAACACAAACACUUUUUCACAGCACUGUACCUUCUUAGAACGAAGAGUAUUUGCCUUUUGAACAUGUUCUAUGCUCACAGUUGCUAAUAAUGCUCAGUGUUUGACAUGUACACUUUUGAACAGUGACUCCCAAAUAAAGCAAAAUGAAACAUUUAA